AUGAGAGAAAAGUAAUUUCUAUUUUAAUUUAUGGCAACAACCGUAAUACUAUUACGAUAGUGUGUAAUGUUUAAAUGCAAUUAUCUUCAGAGAUGAUGGCUGCAGAAGGCCCAGCUAAGACUGAACUAAAGAGGACACCCGACGAAACAGAAGAAGAUUCUAAACGGUGUAAAACAGAACUUCCUGAAAACGACACAAAACCAUCAGAUAUCGUAAAGCCUUUAAAGAAUGACGAAAACAAUGGUCAGUCAAAAGAUAGUAAUGGUUCAACAGAAGCUAAGGAUGAAACUAAAAUCGCAUAUCCAACUAAAAAGAAGUACGCUAUAAUGAUGGGGUUCUGUGGGGACGGUUAUAGAGGGAUGGCGCUGAAUGUUGGGGUCAACACCAUCGAAGAAGAGCUUAUCACCGCUCUGCUCAAGUGCCAGUUCAUAAAACCAGAAAACGCCCGAGAAAUGGGUAAGAUGUAUUUCCAACGAGCCUCCCGCACCGACAAGGGGGUUUCAGCUGCACGACAGGUGGUUUCCUCAAACUUGAACCUGGGGCCAGAUCUGAAAGCUGCUGUGUCUCAGCUGAACGAGGCGUUACCAGAUAACAUCACUGUUUAUGAUAUCAUCAAAGCAACCAAACAUUUUGAUAGCCACAAGUUUGCUUCCAGCAGAGUUUACGAGUACAACUGUCCCUCGUUUGCCAUGGCUCCCACGCUAGGUGACACCUGGAGUGGAUAUAGGAUAACUCCUCAGGUGCUGGCAAAAGUGCGGGAAUUUUUACAGAAUUUUGUGGGAACUAAGAAUUAUUACAACUACACUUCAAACAAAUCCGCAUCCGAUCCGAGUUGUUUUAGGUACAUUAGGUCAAUAAGCGUAUCAGAUCCAGUUAUUGUUGAGGACAUUGAGUACAUCAGGAUAUUCCUACAUGGCGACAGCUUCAUCUACCAUCAAAUCAGGAAGAUAACCGGAAUGACUAUUGCUGUAAUGCGCAAUGUCACGCCAUCAGACCAUCUUGAGAAAUCCUUUACAAAAGACCGUGUUGACAUCCCCCUGGCACCAGGUUUAGGCUUAGUGUUGGACGAAGUGAAGAUGGAGCGCUAUAACAAGAAGUUUGGUAAAGAUGGUUGCCACACACCGCUUGUUUGGGACCCCUACGAGGAGCAAGUUCAGGAUUUCAAGAUGAAGCACAUUCUGAGCGUGAUACACAGAAAAGAGAAGGCUGAGUCGAUCAUGUUUAACUGGUUACAGACCCUGAAAAAACACAAGUUCUACACCGGGGAUGUUUUACCUGAAAUAUUGACUGGUCAGUCUGGGGAAUCUAAGGGGGCAGACAUUUCGGAUUCCGGUGAAAAGAAGGAUUCCACGACGACUGAGAGUGCUGUCAGUUUAGAAAGUUCAACAAAUGCUGCUAAAUGAGGAUUUUUAAAAUGUUUUAAAUUAUUAUUACGCCUGCUUUUACCAUCAACGUAUUCUAUUUCAUGACUUUGUGAAUUUGUUUUCUAGUCUGGGACUAUGUUUUCAGUUUGGGCAAAUUUAAAUAUUUUAGAAAUUUAAAAGGCGUGUGAUGAAGUUUUAAUAUAUAAUACGGUACAUUAUAUUAUACAGUAUCUUUGAAUGAUUGAAUAAUUUUACAACUAACAU
This is a messenger RNA of Bolinopsis microptera, 1628 nucleotides long. RefSeq lists its product as uncharacterized. Gene Ontology annotation, cellular component: nucleus. Gene Ontology annotation, molecular function: pseudouridine synthase activity; RNA binding. The transcript has a single exon. The coding region runs from base 75 to 1403 and encodes 442 amino acids. The record is from RefSeq and is a predicted model, not a curated record. Gene Ontology annotation, biological process: tRNA pseudouridine synthesis; mRNA pseudouridine synthesis. NCBI's taxonomy places the organism in Eukaryota, Metazoa, Ctenophora, Tentaculata, Lobata, Bolinopsidae.